CUUGGAUUUGACUCACUUUCCCGAGUGUGAUCUGAUAUCCUGUCUCGACCACGGUCACGGUCAAGAUCAAGAUCACCGAGGUCAUAGUCACAGUCACGGUGCUGCGACUUCCUGAAUUUCCCCUUCGAUUCAUUCCUUCAUACCUCCUCUGAAAGACGGGUUCAAAGACUGGUUCAAGGAUGCCGAAAGUCCACCUGCUCGACUAUGUCGCCGGCAAUGUGCGCAGCCUGGUGAAUGCCAUCGAGAAGCUAGGCUUUGAGGUCGAGUGGGUUCGCACACCCGAAGAGGUCGCAAAUGCGGAGAAACUGAUUCUCCCCGGCGUGGGCCACUUUGGCCACUGCCUCUCCCAACUCGCCUCGGCGGGGUACGUGCCCGCUUUGCAGGCGCACAUCGACGCCGGCAAGCCAUUCAUGGGCAUCUGCGUGGGGCUCCAGGCCCUCUUCUCCGGCUCCUCCGAGGACGCCGACUGCCCCGGCCUGGGCGUCAUCCCCGGCACGCUCGACCGCUUCGACGACGCCUCCAAGUCGGUACCGCACAUCGGCUGGAACAACGCCAGCUGCCCGACGAACCCGACGCUGUACGACCUCCGCCCGGGCUCCAAGUACUACUACGUGCACUCGUACAAAUUCCCGUACAGGCAAGGCGAGCUGGAGGGGCUGGGCUGGGCCGUCGCGACGGCCACCUACGGCGGGGAGACCUUUGUCGGGGCCGUGGCGCGCGGCAACGUUGUCGCGACCCAGUUCCACCCCGAGAAGAGCGGCGUGGCGGGUCUGCGGGUGCUCCGCGCUUUCCUGACGGGGUCAGGCGCUACGGCGCUGGGCGCGCACCCCCCGACGUCUGACGCGGCGGCGGCGGCGGCGAAUGACGGCGGCGUGGCGGGCGAAGGCGGCCCCGACGGCCUGACGAGGCGGGUGAUCGCGUGUCUGGACGUGCGGACUAACGACAAGGGCGACCUGGUGGUGACCAAGGGCGACCAGUACGACGUGCGGGAGAAAUCGGCGGACCGCGGCGUCCGCAACCUGGGCAAGCCGGUCGAGCUGGCGAGGCGGUACUACGAGCAGGGCGCCGACGAGGUGACCUUCCUCAACAUCACGAGCUUCCGCGACUGCCCGCUGGCCGACCUGCCCAUGCUGGAGAUCCUGCGCCAGACCUCGGAGACCGUCUUCGUGCCCCUGACCGUCGGCGGCGGCAUCAGGGACACGCUCGACAUGGACGGCACCAAGGUGUCGGCCCUGGAGAUCGCGACCAUGUACUUCAAGUCGGGCGCCGACAAGGUGUCGGUCGGCAGCGACGCCGUGCUCGCCGCCGAGGAGUACUACGCCGCUGGCAAGUCGCUGUUCGGCAACACGGCCAUCGAGCAGAUCAGCAAGGCGUACGGCAACCAGGCCGUCGUGGUCAGCGUCGACCCGAAGCGCGUCUACGUGCCCAAGGCGGACGCGACGCGGCACGCGACCCUGCGCACCGCGCACCCGGGCCCCAGGGGCGACGAGUACUGCUGGUACGCGUGCACGAUCAAGGGCGGGCGCGAGACGCGGGACCUAGACGUGGUGGAGCUCGCGCAGGCGGUCGAGGCCAUGGGCGCCGGCGAGAUUCUCCUGAACUGCAUCGAUAAGGACGGCACGAACAGCGGUUUCGACCUGGAGCUGAUCGCUCAGGUCAAGCGCGCCGUCAGGAUACCCGUCAUCGCGAGCAGCGGCGCCGGCCACCCGGGCCACUUCCAAGAGGUCUUUGAGAAGACCACCACCGACGCGGCGCUGGGCGCCGGCAUGUUCCACAGGGGCGAGUACACGGUUAAGCAGGUCAAGGAUUACCUGGCUGACAAGGGCUUGACUGUGAGGCAGUUCGAAGGGGACUUGUAGUCGGGAUCGUGGCGAGGGGAAGGGGGGUUCUUGGGACUGGCCGGGAAGACUCUUGACUGGAUUGAUGAAGAGGGUACUUGGCACAAUACUGCUCGGAUACCAGCAAAAUGCGCAGCCUCAAUGUGGAUAGAUUUUCUUCUCCAGAGACUUGCUAUGAUACCUAUGGUAAAAACAAGAAAUUUGACUGUGAAAC
Molecule: messenger RNA, 2052 nt
Organism: Phialemonium atrogriseum
Lineage: Eukaryota; Fungi; Ascomycota; Sordariomycetes; Cephalothecales; Cephalothecaceae
Product: putative bifunctional histidine biosynthesis protein hishf
Exons: 2
Coding region: 180-1859 (559 amino acids)
Biological process (GO): L-histidine biosynthetic process
Molecular function (GO): oxo-acid-lyase activity; imidazoleglycerol-phosphate synthase activity
Source: RefSeq, a predicted model, not a curated record